UUUAUUUUGAUUCAUUUAAUUGAUAUGAAGUCACUGUUAAAAUUUUGUUGAUACAAAGAGUUUGUUUCCAUUCUAUGACUUUUUAAUCUCUAAAUCAUAUACAUUAUUAUUUUUAUUAUUAUAAGAUAAUUUUAUGGCAAUUGAAUUUAACAACUCGUUUGUAUGAAGUAUCUAUUGGUUGGGUUUAGUGUAACCUAUAAAUAUUCUGGCUGUCUAUUUUUGUUAUUCGUCGGUGUAAGUGGUCUAAUUAGCUUUUUAAAGUAUCGAUCUUUUAAGUCUUAUAUGUCAUAAUUAUCAAGACUAAAUAAUGGUCAAAAGUAAUUGAACAGUUUGGUUAAUCGGCUUGCAGGAAAUUGGUUUCACCUAACCUAACUUAUCGAUGCUGCUGCGGAGUUGUUGCGGUUAUUGCGUACGAUUGAAUUUACAGAGAUUUAAUUCCAGGAUUAAACGCAAGUUCUCUCAAAAUACCGUAGACAUGUCUUCCAUGUCGGUUGACGAUCGUAUGUUAAAAGGCAUCCGCAAAAUUGUUCCAAAUUUAAGUACCACAAAAUACAAGGGUCAAGAUGGAAGAAUAGGGAUUUUUGGUGGUAGCACCGAAUACACCGGUGCACCAUACUUUGUGGCGAUGAGUGCCUUAAGAACCGGAGCAGACUUAGCACAUAUAUUUUGUACAAAGGAUGCUGGUGGGCCGAUUAAGUCAUUUAGCCCAGAGCCUAUCGUUCAUCCGAUCUUGGAUCACCAUGACGCAGUGAAGCUAAUAAAACCUUGGCUAGAUCGACUUCACGUCAUCGUCAUUGGUCCUGGACUAGGUCGGGAAGAAAAGAUCUUCAAAACUAUUUCUGAAAUCAUUUGUAUUUGUCGAGAGAUGAAAAAGCCAUUAGUCAUCGAUGCGGACGGAUUGUUUCUUGUCUGUCAAAAGCCAGAACUCGUCAAAGAAUACCCAGGUUUAAUUCUUACACCCAAUGCCAUCGAAUUCAGUCGUCUAGCCAAAGCAAUCUUGGAAAAAUCCAUUCAGCCCGCUCCUGUUGUCAAGGUGUCAGAUGUUAAACAUUUGGCCGAUAUUCUUGGCAAAAAUAUAGUUAUUCUCCACAAAGGGGCAAAGGAUGUCAUCGUCGAUGGCCAUAAAGGCACGGAAACACUAUCCUGUGCAUUCUCAGGGUCAGGUCGACGUUGCGGUGGUCAGGGGGAUCUUUUAGGAGGCACGCUCGCUGUGUUCUGGUGGUGGGCCCUUAGUGCCGGACCUAGUGAAUGUGCUCUUUCGCCUCCAAUGACAGCUUCCUAUGCCGCGUCCAGGUUGACCCGAGAAUGUAAUGCAGCUGCUUUCAAAAUAAAACAAAGAGGAAUGCUUACUACUGACAUGAUCGAACAGAUCCAACCAGUGUUCGCUAGACUCUUCGAGACUCAGUGUACCAAAUCAGCCUCGCAGCCACCUUCUAGAGCAUCUUCCUUCAGUGCAAGAAGUCGAACUCGAAGCACCGAUUCGUAAAAUAAUUCCCUGAUCUUACGUGGCAAAAUUUCUAAAUCAUUAUCGAGGCUUUAAUGGCUGGUGUUGUCGAACGAUUACUGUUUAUACAAGGAUAUCGAUGGGAUGGUAAUUAAAUAGGACCGAUUAACAAAAUCAAGGAAGUCAGUUUCAAAGUAGCAAAGUAGCAAUUUUGUAUACAUAUUCUUACAUCAUUGUACAUUUAUAAUAAAUAAGAUCUCUCAGCGA
Orussus abietinus is the source of this 1711-nucleotide messenger RNA. RefSeq names its product ATP-dependent (S)-NAD(P)H-hydrate dehydratase (gene Naxd). Lineage: Eukaryota; Metazoa; Arthropoda; Insecta; Hymenoptera; Orussidae. Gene Ontology annotation, biological process: metabolite repair. The coding region runs from base 380 to 1486 and encodes 368 amino acids. Gene Ontology annotation, molecular function: ATP-dependent NAD(P)H-hydrate dehydratase activity. The record is from RefSeq and is a predicted model, not a curated record. The transcript is spliced from 3 exons.